UACAUUCAGCUGUUCGCUGCAAAUGAGAUUCAUUGACGCUCUGCCCUGCGCUGCCAACCGCCGUAAACAAGAUACAGACAGACAGCCCUGCGCUGCAUCGUGAGGGUGGUGAAUUCGUGUUCCUGAAGGUGGGGAAGGGCAGGGAGCAGCGCGGAGGGUCGGGACUGGGACUGGGACGGGCAGAUCGAUGCCGACAGGUGUUGCCACGGCUCGGCAGACAUGGCUGACAACGUGGCAGAAGCAGUUCAUUUGAACCCAGCCAUUGAGCCUCUCUCUUGGAUGUUGGGUACCUGGAUUUCUGACCCUCCUGGGGAAGGUUGCUAUCCAACUAUCAAACCUUUCAAGUACAUGGAGGAAGUCCAAAUCACGCAUGUUGGUCAACCCAUGCUGAAUAUUUCAUUUAAUGGUUUCAAUCCUGAAACCAGGAAGCCAAUGCACAGGGAGUGUGGCUUUAUCAGAAUCAAGCCUGGCACCAACAAAGUGGCAUUUAUCAGCGCACAAAACACAGGUAUUGUGGAGAUUGAAGAAGGAGAGAUGAAGGAUCAUGAGUUGACAUUGUCUUCGCAUUCUGUGGCUCGAAUGUCCUUUGCAAAGGAGCCACAUGUCCAGCAAAUUUCACGGACAUUCAGACUCACAAAGAAAGGGAAAUUGGAGCAAACUGUUUUCAUGGCAACUGAAAAACAACCUCUAUUGCAGCAUCUGCAUGUAACCUAUACACGCAGUUCCUAACAAGGUGUAUGUAGAGUAAGAUGAGGUACAAAUGCUUUCCAAUUACAGUGUAGCCUCGUUAUGGACAUUUAGAAUUGAUUGUUUGACCACAGGAAUGGAAUUUACUAUCUGUUGUGUUCAUUUUACAAAACAGGGAAUGUCUCCUGAUUUUAUGUGUCAUCCUUAUGAGGGGACGAUCUUUGAAAGAUUGUUGAACAAUUGUAAGAACUUUCUAUUGAGUUAAUGGCAAGAAGUGACAAUCAGAGAAACUUGUGUAAUGCUUUUGUCUCGCCUUCCCAGACAAAGAAGGUUUUAUGUACCGUUCACUGGUUAGAAAUCAGGUGAUCUAUAGAUAAAUUGGUAUCAAGCAAUCCUGUGCUGCUCGGUUACAUCUGUCACAUUGAAGCUCUCUUUAAUUGACAUUCAUUCUGGGCUUUGUCUUGGGUCUUGAUUCAGGUCACACACAAGGCCUCAAAAUGAGGAACUGGUAUUGCACUCAAUAGGUAAUUAUACUUCACAACUAGAUUCCACUGCUCCCAAGCAUCUAAUCUAGAUGGACUCCAUUGCUGGCAUACUAUUAACUGCAAUAACAGAAACUACCUCAGCCCCACUGGGUAAAAGGAUGAAGUUGCUUCUCAUCUCAGUGCUAAAUGGUUAUCUUCUUGUUUUGAGACUGUGGCCUCUAGCUUUAGACGCCCCAGUCAGAGGAAACAGCACCUUUCAUCCACUAUGUGAAGUCCAAUAUGAUUUUUUUGCAUGUUUUGAUUAAAUCAUCUCUCUUUUCUAAACUGUGCAGAAUACAGGGUCACUGCUGAAUAUUCCUUCAUGGGGCAAUUCUCCUGUUCCCCACACCCCAGUUUCAGCCAUUCCUGAGGUCAAUCUGGUGAGCCUUGUUUGGCCUCUUCUACUAUUAUUAUAUCAAUCCUUUGGUUGGGAGAUCAGAACUGUGCACAGCAGUCCAAGUGCAGUUUCAACAGGGCCUUAUAAGGAGGUGAUCCUUUGAGGAAGUCAGCUCAUUAAUGUAUCAAUCAUUACAAAGCUUGAAAAUUACUAAUGAGAGAUAAGGCCAUAUUAGGCACCUUAGUUAGUUUCUUUGUAAUCCAUAGGAUGUUUAUUAUGCUGUCAAGAUAAUGUUACCAAUGUAAUAUAUGUUCAGUAGCUGUGUGGUCUAGUGAUAAUGUACCUUUUCUUCAACGGACUCAUUCCCUGGGGGAGAUGCUGCCACGGUGAUUAUUGACAGUGAAGACUGGAUUGCAAGUGAAAAAUUCAUGAAUAGGUUAAAUGUAAGUGGGAACGAUUCUGAGCUAGAGAACCUUUACUAGAACUUGGAGCAGUCAGUAAAUUUAAUGAUUCAUCCUUUAUUGUGUAAAUAAAUAUCUACAAUGUCUCUAGAAUGAUUCAAAUAAUGUUUUCACCCUUAUCUGAUAGGGUUCUCAGUUGAGCUGAUGAUAAAGCUUUUGGUGGAUUUCCUAAUGGAGCAUUCAAUGACUUAUUUAACAGGGACUCCCUGCUCAUGGAGGGGCAUUUGAAUCGACUAACAUGGGACAGCAUGGCAGAACAAUAGUACAGCGCCAGAGACCUUGGUUCAAUUCCACCACUGUCUGUAAGGUGUUUGUACAUUCUCCCUGUGACUGCUGGGUUUCCUCCAACAUUUCAAAAAGACAUUUGGGUUAGUAGGUUAAUUAAUCACAUGAGUGUAAUUGGCUGGUAUGAGCUUGUUGGGUUGGAAGGGUUUGUUACCGUGCUGUAUCUCUAAAUAAAUUUUUAAAAAUCCAUAACAGUUCAGAAGUGCACCUGAUGCAUUGAUAAGAUGAUCCCUACAAGAAUCAUCCACUGGGACACUCCUCACCCAAAAACAUGAAGAAAUUGCAAACUUGCAUUUGGGUAAGCUGAUUUGGAAAACCGAGAUCUCCAUGCAUACAAGUUGCUAAAAACCAGUGUAAAUGUACGAAAAGUAAUGAAGCAAGCUUAUGAAAUGCUGGCUUUCUCUUCAAGAGUAAAAUUCAAAAACUGAAAAUGCUAGAAAUAUUCAGUGGGUCAGGCAGCACUCGUGGAGGGAGAAACAAGUUGACGAUUUUUUUAAAUCAAGUAUGUUUUAAAUUGCAAUGAUGGGAGGAGUGGUGAGGGGGGGAAAGGUAGGUUUGCAACUCAAACCAUGUUUGACUUUCACUUUUAGCUGUUCUGAUAAAAUGCGACAAACCUGACACAUUAAUUUUGUUCCCCCUUCAUGGAUGCUGCCUGACCUGCUGUGUACUUUCUGUGUUUAGUUUCUAUUCCAGCAUUCUAACAUCUGCAUUUUUUUUUUUGCUUUUGGAAAGAUUGUUACCUUGAUCACACCUUAUCAAUGUUUGGCAGAUUUGAAUAACUGAUACCAUGGUUAAAAGGUUUACAUUUAUUAAACUGGGCUGCAUUAACCAUGUUUCCUUUACUUUUGCCUCGUGAGUUUAGAAAACUUUAAGGUAAUCUUAAGGUAUUUAAAAUGAUUGAGAGAUUAGAUGGGAUAGGUAGAAAGAAUAGUAGGGAAAUUCUCAAUGAAUGGAAACAUUUAUCUACAUGAUGGUUUCAGUGCUCCAAAAGGCUAUUAAUUUAGAGUCAAGGCAGGGGAUUUUGGGUAAGGGUAGUGAAAAGCUAGCAGCAAAGAUGGGUUAGUGGGUAUGUUAUACAGUAAAUCUUCAAUAAUCCAACACACUUUCAACUUUGGUGCUGGACUGGCAAAAUAUCUGGACUAUUGCAUUUAACUGGAAUAGUCAUUACCCCUCAACCAUCAGGCUCUUGAACCAAAGGGGAUAACUUCACUCAAUUUCAUUAGCCCCAUCAUUGAAAUGUUCCCACAACCUAUGGACUCACUUUUAAUGACACUUCAUCUCAUGUUCUCAAUAUGUAUCGUUUAUUUAUUUACAAUUAUUUCUUUCUCUCUUGGAUUUGCACAGUUUCUUGUCUCAUGCACACUGGAUGAUGCCCAAGUUGCUGCAGUCUUUCACUGAUUCUAUUAUGGUUAUUAUUCUAUUAUGAAUUUAUUGAGUAUGCCCACAAGAAAAUGGAUCACAAGGUUGUAUAUGGUGACAUGUAUUUUGAUAAUAAAUUUACCUUGAACUUAAUACUCCAAAAUACUUUAAAUUUUCUACUUUUAUGGAUGCUUCAGUAGAUCACAUUAAAUUUUGCAGCUAACUCUGAGCUAAAAGAGAAAGAAGGCCCUGGUGUUUUUAAGGGUGCUUGGGAACCAGGAACAGUUAGCCAUGUGCCAAACCAUCAAUACUUCCAAAUGAUCAUAUAAUAUUACAGGAUAUUUAUGUGUAUAGAUAAAUCAGUAUUGAAUUGAAUGGUGUUAGAAACUUGAGGGACACACGUAGAAUUAAACCUCUGAUGUUAAAUGUAUCCACCUGGAUUAGUGAAGAACAUUUCAAACCAUGAUCCAAGAGCACUGGCUUUGUAUUCCUAUCAUUCGUUUCACAUAAUAUAUGAACUACCUGUACCUUAAUCAUCUCUACCACGUUCCUUGGGAUGGUCUUCCUAUCUUGAGCGGAACUUUGUAAUACAAAGGGAUUUGGUGCUGCUGUUACAUGAAGCACAAAGUUAGCAUAUAGGGAUAACAACUGGAAAUGAAAUUUUGUUCCUUAUUAAGUGGGGUAUGGAGUUUAAAUAUCAAGAAACUCCAUACCUCCUUUGUGCCCCAGUGCAAUAAAGGGAGCAAAAGGAAUUGGCACCUAACGAGCCAGAUGUCAAGCCACUGAGUAUUGGAUUCUCUAGGUCAUCUUAGACAGAAUGAUAGAGCGGAGGAAGGGGAAAACAGAAAUAAAUCUAAGACAGUGAGCAGUAAAGAUGUCAGGAAAGACAGGCAGGUGAUGGGUCAAAUUUGCAGCCAUUGGGAUGAGUUGCAGUGCAAUCAAAGCAAAAAGUACCAAAAACUGGUCUUAAGGUGUUAUACUUAAAUGCACGCAGCAUAAGGAAUAAGGUGGAUGAUCUUGUCAUACAGCUACAGAUUGGCAGGUAUGAUAUUGUGGCCAUCACUGAGACGUGGCUAAAGGUUGCAUGUCUCUGGGAGCUGAACGUCCAAGGAUACACGGUGUAUUGGAAGGAUAGGAAGGUAGGCAGAGGGGGAGGCGUGGCUUUAUUGGUAAGAAAUAAUAUCAAAUCAUUAGAAAGAUGUGACAUAGGAUCGGAAGGUGCAGAAUCUUUAUGGUUGAGCUAAGAAAUAGCAGGGGCAAAAGGACCCUGAUGGUAGUUACAUACAGGCCUCCAAACAGCUGCAGGGAUGUGGACUACAAAUUACAACAGGAAAUAGAAAAGGCUUGUCAUAAGGGCAGUGUUAUGAUAAUUGUGGGGGAUUUUAACCUGCGAGUAGAUUGGAAAAAUCAGGUCGGCACUGGAUCUCAAGAGAGAGAAUUUGUAGAAUGUCUGCGAGAUGGCUUUUUAGAACAGCUUGUUGUUGAGCCCACUAGGGGAUCGGCUGUACUGGAUUGGGUAUUGUGUAAUGAACCGGAGGUGAUUAGAGAGAUUGAGGUGAAGGAACCCUUCGGAGGCAGUGAUCAUAACAUGACUGAGUUCACUGUGAAAUUUGAAAAAGAGAAGCCAAAAUCCAAUGUCGGUAUUUCAGUGGAAUAAAGGAAAUUACAGUAGAAUGAGAGAGGAACUGGCCAAAGUUGACUGGAAAGGGGCACUGGUGGGAAGGACGGCAGAGCAGCAGUGGCUGGAAUUUAUGCGAGAAGUGAGGAAGGUGCAAGACAGAUAAAAGGAAGAAAUUUUCAAAUGGAAAAAGGGAAGUCAAAGUUAAAGCAAAGGAGAGGGCAUACAAGGAAGCAAAAAUUAGUGGGAAGACAGAGGAUUGGGAAGUUCUUAAAAGCUUACAAAAGGAAAUUAAGAAGGUCAUUAAGAGGGAAAAGAUGAACUAUGAAAGGAAGCUAGCAAGUAAUGUCAAAGAGGAUACUAAAAGCUUUUUCAAGUAUAUAAAGAGUAAAAGACAGGUGAGAGUAGAUAUAAGACUGAUAGAAAAUGAUGCUGGAGAAAUUGUAAUGGGAGAUAAGGAGAUGGAGGAACUGAAUGAGUAUUUUGCAUCAGUCUUCACUGAGGAAGACAUCAGCAGUAUACCGGACACUUAAGGGUGGUAGGGAAGAGACGUGUGCGCAGUCACAAUUACGACAGAGAAAGUACUCAGGAAGCUGAAUAGUCUAAGGGUAGAUAAAUCUCCUGGACCAGAUGGAAUGCACCCUCGUGUUCUGAAGGAAGUAGCUGUGGAGAUUGCGGAGGCAUUAGCGAUGCUCUUUCAAAAGUCGAUAGAUUCUGGCAUGGUUCUGGAGGACUGGAAGAUUGCAAAUGUCACUCUGUUAUUUAAGAAGGCGACAAGGAAUCAAAAAGGAAGUUAUAGACCUGUUAGCUUAACAUCGGUGGUUGGGAAGUUGUUGGAGUUGAUUGUCAAGGAUGAGGUUAUGGAGUACCUGGAGGCAUAUGACAAGAUAGGCAGAACUCAGCAUAGAUUCCUUAAAGGAAAAUCCUGCCUGACAAACCUAUUACAAUUUUUUGAGGAAAUUACAAGUAGGCUAGACAAAGGAGAUGCAGUGGAUGUUGUAUAUUUGGAUUUUCAGAAGGCCUUUGACAAGGUGCCACACGAGGCUGCUUAACAAGAUAAGAGCCCAUGGAAUUACGGGAAAGUUACAUACAUGGAUAGAGCGUUGGCUGAUUGGUAGGAAACAGAGAGUGGGAAUAAAGGGAUCCUAUUCUGGGUGGCUGCCAGUUACUAGUGGUGUUCCACAGGGGUCCAUGUUGGGGCCGCUUCUUUUUACGUUGUACAUCAACGAUUUAGAUUAUGGAAUGGAUGGCUUUGUGGCUAAGUUUGCUGAUGAUACAAAGAUAGGUGGAGGGGCCGGUAGUGCUGAGGAAACAGAGUCUGCAGAGAGACUUGGAUAGAUUGGAAGAAUGAGCAGAGAAGUGGCAAAUGAAAUAUAAUGUUGGAAAGUGUAUGGUUAUGCACUUUGGCAGAAGGAAAAAACGAGCAGACUAUUAUUAAAAUGGGGAGAGAAUUCAAAGUUCGGAGAUGCAACGGGACUUGGGAGUCCUUGUGCAGGAUACCCUCAAGGUUAACCUCCAGGUUGAGUCGGUAGUGAAGAAGGCGAAUGCAAUGUUGGUAUUCAUUUCUAGAGGAAUAGAGUAUAGGAGCAGGGAUGUGAUGUUGAGGCUCUAUAAGGUGCUGGUGAGACCACACUUGGAGUACUGUGGGCAGUUUUGGGCUCCUUAUUUAAGAAAGGAUGUGCUGACGUUGGAGAGGGUACAGAGAAGAUUCACUAGAAUGAUUCCGGGAAUGAGAGGGUUAACAUAUGAGGAACGUUUGUCUGCUCUUGGACUAUAUUCCUUGGAACUUAGAAGAAUGAGGGAGGGCCUCAUAGAAACAUUUGGAAAGUUGAAAGGCAUGGACAGAGUGGAUGUGGCAAAGUUGUUUCCCAUGAUGGGGGAGUCUAGUAUGAGAGGGCAUGACUUAAGGAUUGAAGGGUGCCCAUUCAGAACAGAGAUGUGAAGAAAUUUUUUUAGCCAGAGGGUGGUGAAUCUAUGGAAUUUGUUGCCACGGGUGGCAGUGGAGGCCAAGUCAUUGGGUGUAUUUAAGGCAGAGAUUGAUAGGUAUCUGAGUAACCAGUGCAUCAAAGGUUAUGGUGAGAAGGCAGGGGAGUGGGACUAAAUGGGAGAAUGGAUCAGCUUAUGAUAAAAUGGCAGAGCAGACUCGAUGGGCCGAAUGGCUGACUUCUGCUCCUUUGUCUUAUGGUCUUAUCUUCAGAGAGCACCUGUUUAGAGACACAGAAGGGACUGAAGGUGCUGGAAAUCUGAGAGCAACACAAAACGCUAGAGAAAUUUGGCAGGUCUGGUAGCCUCCAUGGAAGGUUGAUGUUUUGGACUGAGACUUGCGUUGGGUUAAUAUGUUAACUUCAGGAAGGGGAAGGAGAGUGAACAUUGGGGAUCAGCAGUGGAAAGCAUCAGCAGCUUUAAAUUCCUGUGUGUUAACAUAUUGAAUUACCUGUCCUGGGCCCAGCAUAUAAAUCUUUAAUUAUAAGGAAAGCGCACCAGCAUCUUUAAUUUCUUGCAACACACAUCAAAGUUGCUGGUGAAUGCAGCAGGCCAGGCAGCAAUUUUGAUGAGUGUUGCCUGAAUUUCCAGCAUCUGCAGAAUUCCUCCUGUUUGCAUCUUUAAUUUCUUGGGAGGUUAAGGAGAUUCAGCUCAUCUUCAAACACUAUCAAACUUGUACAGAUGUACUGUUGAAAGCAUCUGAUUAAGGCAUCAUGGUAGUAUAGCGGUUAACAUGACGGUAUUACAGUGCGGGGCGUUGAUUUCAGUUCUCAUGUUAUGUGUAAGGAGUUGUAGUUCCUCCCUGUGAGUGUGUUGGUUUCCUCUCACAGUCCAAAGACAUACCAGUUAGGAAGUGAACUGGUCAUUGCAGCUUGAAGGGCCGUAAAGGCCUGAGCUGUGCUCUGUCUCUAAAUAAAUAAUAUAUCAGGGUCUAACAUGGCAAUUUGAAUACUCAAGAAUGUAAGAAGCUACAAUGUAAGUAGUCGAUUCUGCCAGUAUGUCAUGGGCACAUUCCUCCCCACUAAUCAUGGUAUCCAGACGAGGCAACAAGAAGACAACAUCAUCCAAGACUCCCACAAUCUGAGCCAUGCCAUCUUUUCACAACAGCCAUUGGGCAGGAGAUGCAGAAGCCUGAAGUCCCCUACCAUCAGAUUCAAGAACAGCAACUUCCCUUCAAUCAUUUGGUUCUUGAACCAACUGGCAAAAUCCUAACCAGUUUAGCAAACUAGAGCCAAUUUUAAAAGAAAAUGGAUUUUUUUGUUCUAAUUGUUUCCUUGUAAAAUUGUUUGUUUUUCUUGUGAAUGCUGCUUUCGUGUGGCUGCUGCAUUUUUCCGUUGGCCCUAUGCAUUACCUGUAUUUGUACAAAUGACAAACUCGACAUUGACUUUGCUAUGUAAAUUUGUUAUUUGUUUCUGGUUCUACAUAUUUUGCUGAUUAGAUUUGCCUUUGAGGCAGUUAAACAGUUUUGCAUCAGCUGUUAACUUUGUCCCUCCCUCAAUUACAUCAUGUGGACGAUAAUACGUGACAGCCUUGCAUUGCCCAAACCUGGUGCCUCAGUCAGCAGUUAAAUGCUUUCUAUUCACUUAACCAUGAAUAUGGUGCCUAGUACUUAAAAUAGCUUCAACUUCACAUCAACCUGAAACCUAUUAUGACAUAAAAAAAUUGAUUUUCAGAACAAAACUUUACAGUUUUCUUACAGAUUGUGAGACUAAGAUUGCAAUUUGGAUUUAUUUAUCACGCACACAGUGAAAUGCAUCGUUUUUGUUAACAACCACCACACCUAAAGAUGUGCCAGUGGCAGCCCGUAAGCGUUGCCUUAGAUUCUGGCACCAGCAUAGUAUUCCCACAAUAUUCAGCAAAACAACACAAGCAACAACAACAAAACAAAACAGCAGCAUCAAAUCAAACCUCAUUCCUACUUUCCCACCAGACAGGCCCCCAGUUCCGACCUUCCCACCCAAACAGGCCACCACCGGGCCUCCAGUCCUCUCAGACUUGCAAACAUUGGGCUUCCAAACCUCCAGUCCCUUGCCCAGACUGGCAGACUUCGGGCCUCCAAUUACCCCAGGAUUCUCCAAUCAUGGGAAUUUGAUCUUCAGCUCCAGACUGGCCAAUCACGGGACUUUGACCUUCGGGCCGCAACUUUUGGAUUCACCAAUUACAAAACUUUGACCUUCGAGCCUCUGACUACCCCAGGACUCACUGAUCAUGGGACCUUUAACCUUCAGGUCUCAACUUCUGUGCUUGCAUGAAUCUCUAAGCACUGGCCUGGGGAAUCACCAUCAGUUGUACCUCCUUCUGGAAUGGACCACUAACCAAUGACGCGCUGUUCUCCAUCGUUGGUGCUUUCUGAUCUGGCAUCUGGAAUUUCUGGCCUUCGACCAUGAAGUACUCUGUCCCCGGGCUCCAAACACUGGCUCCUUCUCCUGACCUCUAACUCCUCCUUAUCCCUUCCCUAAACCCUAAUCUGACUCAGUCCUCCCUGUGCAGUCCCCAAAAACAUCCCUACUGGCCUAAAAAAUGACUAACUCUCAGCAUGCCCUGGAUGUAUUUAAUGGGAAAUAUAUUCUUCAGUCAGUAUUUUAGAUCUGUGAGUGAUUUGACAUUGAUUGUUCUUAGAGUGUUUGUACUAACGAUAGCCUGGACUGUCUCGGUUUUUCCUGUGCAACAACUUGUAAAUAAAAUUGGCUACUAGUUUUAGCCUGAACAAAGCAUUGAUAAUGUAAUCCUGAUUGUGUUUUCUUACAUGCCACGUACAGUUACAGCUGUCCUUUCUUUGUUGUUGCCAGAAUUGUGUUCCUUCAAUUUCAUUUUCGGGGUGUGGACAUCACUGGCAAGCCGAUUGUUGGGGAGUCAGCUUCUUGAACUGUUGCUGUCUUUCUGAUGAACUUGGUCUCGGUGCUAUUGGACAGGAGUUUUGGGAUUUAGGCCAGUGACUUUGAAAGCAUCAGGGUUGUGUACCACUUGCAGGAACCUGUAAGGGUUGGUGAUCCAAUGUCCAUGCAGCUCUUGGUCUUGAUGAUUGUGGUCACGUGUUUGGAAGGUACUGUCAAACUCUUGAGUAACUUCUGAGUGUUUUGUAGAAAGCACACACUGCAAUUAACUUGCACCAGUAGUGGAAAAGGUGCCAAUCCAGUAGGUUGCUUGCCCAUGAUGGUGCUAAGCUUCUUCAGUGUGGUGGGAACUACAAUCAUCAGGCUAGCAUUCCAUCGUGGGCUCUUGACUUAGUAAGUUACUGAGGAGGAUUCUGAGGGAUAAGGUUUACCUGCUUCUGGACAGACGGGGUUGAUUAGGGGUAGUCAGCAUGGGAGAACCUCUCUUACAAACAACGGAGUUUAUUGAUUCAGUAAGGCAUUUGAAGAGGUGUCAUAUUAGGCUGCUCGCGAAGGUUAGAUCACAUGGGAUCCAAGGAGAGCUGGCAAACUGGACAAACAAAUGGCUUGAUGGUAGAAAGCAGAGAAUGUUGCUUCUCAGACUGUGGGCCCAUGACUAGUGGUAUGCCUUGAGUUGCUGCUGGCCCAUUGCCUGGUUAAUGUACCAUACGUUUGCAGUUGACACUAAAAUAGUGAUGGAGUAGACAAUGGAGGUGGUUAUCAGAAAUUACAGAAUGAUCUUGAUCAGCUGAGGAAUAGCAAAUGGAGUUUAAUUCGAAUUUGCAGUAUGUGGAAAGUCAAAUCUAGGAAGGACUUUCACUAGGGUCUUGGAGAGCUUUGUAGAAACGGGGUGCCUGGGAGUACAACUGUAUGGUUCCCUGAAAGUGGAGUCGUAGGUAGACAGGGCGGGUGGUGAAGAAGCCUUUUGGCAUGGUGGCCUUUAUAAGUCAGGGCACUGAGUGUAAAAGUGAGGAAGUCACCGUGUGGUUGUACAGGAAGCUGCUGAGACUGCACUUGGAAUAUUAUGUUCAGUUCUGGUCACUCUGCUAUGGGAAUGAAGAGAAGAUUUACAAUGAUGUUGCCAGCACUCGGAGAGACUGAAUUGAAGUCCUCUGGUAUUAAGUGCCAGAUUCAGGGCCCAACCUGAUUGAUAGCCCGGGCCCCCAGCAGCGGAGCCUCCCCCAUCACUCGGCCCGACCCAGACCCACGGGACGCAUCCACCAACCUCAGAGCUGCCAACAACACACUGCAUCAAUGAAAACCUGGAAAGAUGCACUAUUUACUGAGGAGGCAUGGGAAAAGAGCUGGUCAUAUUGAAGCUGAGGGGCUUUGGGGUCCCUCUACCCACCAUCCUACUAGCUAAUGUGCAAGCCAUAGAGAACAAGGUGGAUGAUCGUAAAGGGAGACUCACCUACUGCAGGGAGAUGCAGAACUG
Molecule: messenger RNA, 11562 nt
Organism: Mobula hypostoma (lesser devil ray)
Lineage: Eukaryota; Metazoa; Chordata; Chondrichthyes; Myliobatiformes; Myliobatidae
Gene: thap4
Product: THAP domain containing 4
Exons: 5
Coding region: 220-729 (169 amino acids)
Source: RefSeq, a predicted model, not a curated record